UAAGCUUUAAGUCUAUCGCUAGACUGUCCACAGGUUUCCUAAUCUUCUUUGUCUUUUAGCCUUUCUAUAUUAUCCAACAUAUCUUUAAAUUUCUUUAAUUGACAUCUCCCUAGCCUAUAUAAAGGCAUAAGCAUGAGUGGCACUGAUAAGCAAAAUAAGAGGGAAUAUUAAGAUGACAUCUUCUAUGGUCUCUUCCAUGGCUCUCUUUCUCCUUCUUCUUCUUGUGUUUCCGCAUAUGGAUAAAGCCCUUGGCGCACAAGAGGAAGCCCAGAAACAAAGGAUUCCUCGUUUCAGAUGUUCUCCACGAAUCCCCUUUUGUACAAAUCCAAACCUACCUUCUCCUCCGCCCCACAGGUCUUUCAAAGGCACACUCGAACCUGGUCAUUGACUUCACUCUAGCUUCGAAUGCGUGUGAACGUGUGCAUGUUUCUUACAUUGUGCUUUGGUUUGUGGUUUCUAUCCUUGUUUAUCUUUGCAUGUGUUUGUCAUAUUUUACAGUUUUAUCGAACCGUCGCUUGAAUAAAUAAAUUUGCAUGUCCUUUUAUGUUUAAGACCGCCUCUCUCUACUUACGUUGGAUCGUUCAAACAUUUCUUAACA
Messenger RNA from Arabidopsis thaliana (thale cress), 598 nucleotides. RefSeq lists its product as uncharacterized. Bases 173 to 388 code for a protein of 71 amino acids. NCBI's taxonomy places the organism in Eukaryota, Viridiplantae, Streptophyta, Magnoliopsida, Brassicales, Brassicaceae. The record is from RefSeq and is marked reviewed. The transcript has 2 exons.